AGAGACGGCGCGGUUACUCGAGCAAGCAUUGACGGAUCCUACUGAGGUAGUGAACGAGUGCUGGAGAGGGCAGAAAGGCAGGGCGCCAUUAUUCAGUGACAUGGUGCGAAUCAUACAAAGUCAGCUACCUUCCCACGCAAACUCGACGCAAGAAACUCCAUAUACUAUACGCUCGCCAACCUAGGUGAGUCGCUCCUGCCAAGGCCAUCCGUCUUUCCUGAGCCUUUGGGGUAGUGGAACGCAACAGCAUCCCAACAGCGGUCAGCUAUUGUCAAGCGAGCUUGAUGCUUCACUUUAUAAGCCCACCUUCAUUGGUCCUCUUCGCUCCACUCGUCACCUGCAUCCGAGUCAGUGGAAUCUUCUUCUCCGUCCUUACCUCCGAACACCGGUCCGUCAAUUGGCUCGGUGCUCAAUACGUCCAGGAUCUCAUCCCCUCAAUGACCAAGAUCAGCCAUCACUUCGGCUUGGGGCAGGCUCAGAAGCCACCACCGAAGAAGUUGCCAUUUCCCUGCAAACACCGAGUCUUGCGUGGGAAGUUCUGCAUCGGGCGCCAGUCCGUGCUGCUGCUCCAGGUUCCUCUUCGCAUGCUCGUGAUACUGCAGGUAAGUAUCAAGCAAUACGACACUGUCGGUCAGUUCGUCAAGCUCGGCAUCUGCAUGCAGGAGCAGAACUUUGACGGCAUCGAGCGCGAGCUUGUCGGCAUGAGCGGCGAUUCUCAAGCGGCGCCUCGAGCUUUCACGCAACUCCCGAAGCUGCCGCAGUUUCUUGAUGACUUCCGGAACGUCGUUGAUGCAGGUAAAGUCCCGUGCGCAUAUCCGGUCGACGUCCAUGGUGUAGCCAGCAUGGAGUUCCCUGACGAAGAGAGGCAGGCUGUGAUAGAUCAGGCCCAAAGCGAGAUAUUCCGCCUCAACUUGGGCAAGACACUUACUGAACUGAGUAUGGCGAUUCUGAAGACGGUUGAGCUCGGGCACCUCGGAGGGGCCUGUAGGUCCGGAAGUUCCUGGGAGCAUCUUGUAGGAUAUCGUGCUGUUUCUUCUCCAACUUGUACUGUGCGGGUGGUAAUUGUGUCGAACCGGAUGCUAUAAUUCUGAAGCAUAAGAAGAACAAGCAGCAGCAUAUAUAGGCCUACGAGCAAAGCAUUGUCUGCCGGCUGCCGCAGUGCAUUGUGCUCUUUGUGCUCUAGGAAAGGGUGCGGUGCGCUCAGGUGGUGCCUCACUUGACGGCCGCGCUGCUACUGCCUAUCAGCUCGGCGUCAUCUCACGCUUGGAGGAGCAUGAUGCACUGGUAUAUGGCGA
Messenger RNA from Baudoinia panamericana UAMH 10762, 1295 nucleotides. RefSeq lists its product as uncharacterized. NCBI's taxonomy places the organism in Eukaryota, Fungi, Ascomycota, Dothideomycetes, Mycosphaerellales, Teratosphaeriaceae. The record is from RefSeq and is a predicted model, not a curated record. The transcript has a single exon. The coding region runs from base 285 to 1085 and encodes 266 amino acids.